AUGGUGAUCUUUGCUAAGAGGAGUUGGCUUCAUCACAGGCGCAUCAUCUGGUGGGACUUUGAAGAACCCAGCAUUGGAAAAGCCACCGUGCUUUCAUUUUCUCGGCAUGGGGUACGUCAAUUGAGCCUGGCUGACAUCAACCUCGAUGCAGCUCAACAAGUAGCCCACGACAUCAAGUCACAUUUCCCUGGCAUCAACGCCAUUGCGCGCAGGAUUGAUUUCACAAGCGAGUCGUCCAUCAACACAGCAAUUUCAGAUACCGUGAAGCAACUUGGUAGGAUUGAUUAUGCGGUCAACAGUGCGGGAAUUGCAGGGCCUCCUGUUUUGUCUGCAGAGCACGAGCUGGAGGGAUGGAAAAGUACGCUCGAUAUAGACCUCACGGGUGUUUGGUCAACUAGUUGGGCUGAGAUAAGAGCGAUGUUAAAGCAAAGGAAGUACGAAGAAUUUACUGCUUCCCGCCGACAUAACUUGGGAGUGAUCAUCAAUGUAGCCUCAAUGUACGGUAUCAUUGGAACAUCUUUAAAUGUCCCAGUGGUCUCUUAUACAGCUGCGAAGCAUGGCGUGGUUGGUCUAACGCAAGCGGAUGCUAUCGCCUAUGCACCUCAGGACAUCAGAAUCAACGCAAUUUGUCCAGGAUAUGUUCGAACCCCUCUCGUCGGUAGUAGCAUGCAUACAGAGAUCAUGCAGAGAGAGGGGGCCAAGGUGCCAGUGAAGAGAAUUGUGGACAUGGACGAGAUAGCAGAUCAUAUCACCUUCCUCGCAUCGCCUAUGAGCAGCUACAUGUAUGGCUCGGCCCUUGUGGCAGAUGGGUAA
Molecule: messenger RNA, 813 nt
Organism: Penicillium malachiteum
Lineage: Eukaryota; Fungi; Ascomycota; Eurotiomycetes; Eurotiales; Aspergillaceae
Product: SDR family NAD(P)-dependent oxidoreductase
Exons: 3
Coding region: 1-813 (270 amino acids)
Molecular function (GO): oxidoreductase activity, acting on the CH-OH group of donors, NAD or NADP as acceptor
Source: RefSeq, a predicted model, not a curated record